Molecule: messenger RNA, 1298 nt
Organism: Rubroshorea leprosula
Lineage: Eukaryota; Viridiplantae; Streptophyta; Magnoliopsida; Malvales; Dipterocarpaceae
Source: the annotation of a GenBank genome assembly
CAAGGAAUUGGGUUGUGUGUUGGUGCUUCCAUUUUCCCGAAUUUCUCAAUCAAAUCCGAAAUGUUUUGGAAAUUCCAAAAUGCAACAGAUAAUUCGAAGAUCUUCUGAUUCUUACAGAACACAGCGCUUUCUGCUCUGUGUUGUCAAGGACGAAAACUAAAUAUGGCGAAGAACAGCUCUCCAAAAGUUCAGGUUCUGUACGACCUCUGCAAAAAGACUUUUACGCCAUCUGGGACGCCUCCUCCAUCGCCACAAGCCAUCCAGAAGCUCUGCUCUCUUUUGGACGCAUUUGGCCCCAAUGAUGUUGGGCUUAAAGAGGAAAGUUCGGAUGAUGAUCGAGGGCAUGGUUUUUUUGGACUUAAUCAACUGAAUAGAGUGGUUCGAUGGGCUCAACCAAUAACAUAUGUGGAUAUAUAUGAAUGUGAUAGUUUUACGGUGAGCAUUAUGGUCUCUCUAGCCCUAACUGUAUGUUAAUAUGAAAUUUCAAGGUAUGUCCCUCACUUAGAAUAUCAUAUGGUUAAUUUAAUCUUCUAGAAAUGUCUUUUUGUUCACUGUUUACCUCUUAAAAGGUUGAAUAUGUCUUUGCAUCAUAUCCGGUCACAAGCUUGUAAUCCAUUUCUCGUCUAUCAAAUGCAGUCUCCUAAAAGUUCAAAGCCUUCAACUUGUUUGGUUAAUUUUUUAUUGUAGAGAUUGUUAAUAUUCUUCAGGAAACAUCUUCUUCAGUAACUGCUCUUAACCAUCAAUGAAUGUGGAUUUUAUGUUUAUAUAAAAAUCAGGGAAUUCAGAAGUCUUUUAGUUUUAAGCUGCAUUGAUAAAAUGAUGUUUUACAGAUGUGCAUAUUCUGCUUUCCUACUUCAUCAGUUAUUCCACUCCACGACCAUCCUGGAAUGACUGUCUUUAGCAAAGUUCUUUAUGGCUCUAUGCAUGUAAAAGCCUAUGACUGGGUUGAACCUGAAAUUAUCCAUGAUAGCAAGGGCCCUACAGGUUUGUUUUUAAAUUUUAUUUUCAGUUUGUAACAUCACAGUUACUGAGACUUUUUGAAACCUAAUGUGAAUUUCACUUGGUUGUUUCAGAAAAUUCUUAAUCUGAACUCUAAUUGACCUUCAGAAUCUGGGCUAGAAUUUUACAUAUUAUAAGCUUAAGUAUUAUGGGAUGUAACACCACAGUUUUACCAUAGUUUCCAAUUGCAAUAAUCGGUUCUCAGUAAUUCAGUUGAAUUCUUGUGACAUUAUGUAGUUCAUGUUCCUUUGUUGAUUAUUGCUAUGAUUCUAUAGAUGAUAUAAAACUCAAUGAGCUUG